Molecule: messenger RNA, 2250 nt
Organism: Monomorium pharaonis (pharaoh ant)
Lineage: Eukaryota; Metazoa; Arthropoda; Insecta; Hymenoptera; Formicidae
Product: larval cuticle protein A3A-like
Exons: 2
Coding region: 1264-1887 (207 amino acids)
Cellular component (GO): extracellular matrix
Source: RefSeq, a predicted model, not a curated record
AUUAUUAACUUUAGACCAUAUACAACAAAAAAAGUAGGCAACAAAAUGGUCAUUUGAAUAUUUUUCAUUAUUUAAACCCCUGUAUCACUUGCUGUGCCGGGCUUGAGCAGAGGAACUCCCUUAAGAAACGCGCGGCAUUAAAGUCACCGAUCAAAGAUAAGUUCAGAAAAGUAUAAGGAGAAUAAUACGGCAAAUAAGUUCAAAGAAAGUCUACAGACAAGAAGUCUAUACAGCAAAUCUUGAUAGACUUUAUAAAGAGAGUCUCCAUGAAGAGGAGAAAAGAAAGUUAAACUAUUUAUUAUGAGUAGACACAUUAUGAGUAGAAAGAAUAAUGACACUAGACUCCAGAAUGAUAUAAAAAAGUGAGAUUUGAUCAUAUUCGUACAUUUACGUAAUUAAAAGUCAUGCUUAAAAGCUUAAAAAUUAUCGGGUCCGAAAAUUGAUAUUACUGCAUGGCUGCUGGGAGAAUUUCGUUUCAGGCAUGAGAACGUACAAUCCUUGAAAAUGAAAAAUAAAUAAAUUUAAAUAUGCCUUUUUUGGCUGCUUGGAAAGUCUUGAAAUAUAAGAAAUAUAUAAGUAUUACAAGGUCUUAACGACCAUGAACAGAUAAUCAGUAUCAGUGCGCGCACGAGUAUAUCAUUUUCAUAUACAAUUACUUCUCCAUUAUCAUUACAUUAAUCUACAUCACUCUGUUCUACAAUGCAAAUUAACGAAUCGGCAAAUUGGUGAUCCACCGACAAAGUUCAUCAAGUUCACAAAGGCAAUCUUGCGUGAGAAGAAAAAAGGAAGAAAAAAUUUUGAUAAAGAGUGAAAGAGAAUAAAUGCCUCCGUAAUAACCCUCGAUGGAGCAGGCGGAUGGAGCGGAGAGGAGGAUCAGGUAACUUGUGGCAAGGACGUGGCCUAGUCCCCGACGACGACGACGACGACGACCGGUGUUCGUUGGCUCUUCGAGAUGCAAGAGCAGGGGGAUUCGGUCCCGAACUCGUCGCUCUCAUUGGGCGUGGUCCGAUUUCUUGCUCAAUUUUGCGCUCUUCGCGACCGCGAAUCGGUUGGCCGUCGAAGGUACAUACCGUCACCGAGUUACAUCAGUGAACGGGUACGACCUGAUAUGUGUAAGUGCACGGCGGCAGCAAUGUGGUGUGGUGCGUUGUGGGCCUCCCGGGCCCCGGGCAGAGUGAUAUAAAAGCCGAAAACCAUCCAUCCAUUGGUAUCAUUCGCAUCAGACUCGCAAGAUCGAGCGAACUGUCUAUCACCCGAGCAACAAUGGCCUUCAAGUUUGUCGCUUUCGCCGUCCUGAUCGCCGCCGCCAACGCCGGUGUAAUCGCGCCCGCCGCCCCCCUGGCCUACGCCGCGGCCCCCGCGGUCGUCGCCGCCCCCCUCGCCAAGGCCGUAGUAGCUAAGGCCGUCGACGCCGACUUCGACCCGCAUCCACAGUACAGCUAUGCCUACGACGUGCACGACAGCCUGACCGGCGACGCCAAGAGCCAGCAGGAGACCCGCGACGGCGACCUCGUUCAGGGUAGCUACUCCCUCUUGGAGGCCGACGGCACCAGGCGCAUCGUCGACUACACCGCCGACCCGGUCAACGGAUUCAACGCCGUGGUGCGCAAAGAACCCGCCGCCGUCGCCGUCAAAGCCGUCGCUCCCGUCGCGCCCGCACCCCUCGCCUACGCCGCCGCCCCGGUCGCCAAGAUCGCCGCUCCUGUGGCACACGCCGCCCCUCUGGCCUACGCUGCCGCCCCGAUCGCCAAGUUCGCCGCCCCCAUCGCCCACGCUCCCAUCGCCUAUGCCGCACCGGCUGCACCCAUCGCUUACGCCGCGCAGUUAGCCAAGGUCGCCGCCCCCGCUGCCUUCUCCUACGCCGCCCCCGCUGCCUACCUCCACUGAACUGUGUGACCUGACCACCACUUAGGAAUGAUACUUAACGAAUAAAUCUCGUAGCAAGUAUAUAAGUCGUAUGGGAUUAUCUACGCCUAUCUUCAAUUGUAUCUUCGUCUUCAGUAAUUAAGACUUGGACUCUUGAGAAAAACCUAGAGAGAGAUUUAAAUUGCAGAAUUAGUAGCAGCGUUUCUUAGAAAUAGCAUUUAUAUCUUUAAUAUAUAAUUCAUUUUUUCACUGAUGGGAGAAAAGUAUCUUCCGCUUUCUUCGCCAUCUUUCUCUCGCUGUGUGUACAAUUUUUCAAUCAUUUAGAAUAAGACCUGGAACGUUUUGUGUCCUGAAUGUUUGAAUAAUCAUAACUUUUUUCACCGA